AUGCUCAUUGUGGCGGCUUUUGAAACCCUGUCGGCCCGACUCUUGGGCAUCGCGUUUGCGUCUUUCGCCAGUGGCUUGGGAGAGCUUACUUUUCUACAACUCUCAACCACGUAUCACCCGAAGAGCGUCGUUGGACAUGCAGUUGGAUAUUUUGCCAGCGGCACAGGGGCCGCUGGGCUCGUCGGUGCCGGGCUAUGGUGGGAACUCCGAGCACUGGGAGUUCGAGUAGGAGUUGGAUUGUCAGCGCUCCUACCGUUUGCCAUUCCCCUAACGUAUUUCUUCGUGCUUCCUCCUCCCGGCGAUUAUACAACUGUUGUCGGCAGCGGAGUUGAAUGGAACAAUCCAGGGUCCGAAUACACAGCACUUCCGGGGGAUGAUACCGAAGCCGAGGAUAACACGCCCAUUGGAGUAGCUUCUGCAGUCAAUCCCCUACCGGGGCUUUCGUCUUCCGAUAAGUGGCGUCUAGUUCGUCCUCUACUACUGAAAUACAUGCUGCCGUUGUUCUGUGUUUAUACUUUCGAAUACACCAUCAACCAGGGUAUAUCUCCAACUCUAGUCUACCCCGUUCCUGAUGUGAAAGAACACCCGGUGCUAGGACGGAUUGUAAAAACGUUGCGGGAUUAUUACCCCCUGUGGCAGUUGAUCUACCAAGCUUUCGUGUUUCUUUCUCGAUCAUCCAUAUCCCUGGGCCUACCCGCACUUCCCACUGCGCUUCUUCCCCUUCCGGCAGUCAUCCAGGCGGUCAUCAUGGGAACUCUGGCCCUGGAGUCAUCUACCGGCUUCCUCUCUGGAGGACAACCCGAAACGACAACACAAGGAUUCGUUCUCCCAAUACUAAUGUCACUCAUCGCUGUUGAGGGGGUCUGUGGUGGACUUGCUUAUGUCAACGUGUUUUACCGCGUGGGCCAGGAUGGCGCUCAAAGCUCAAGCCUUGACGACCCGCAUUCAAGGGAAUUGGCUCGACAGGAGCAAGAAUUUCGGAUUGGGAGCAUUGGUUUCGCAGAUAGCUCCGGUAUUCUGCUCGCAUCAUUGAUCUCGAUGCCGACCGAAUCUGCAGCUGCGUGCUACACAAGCCUCCCUUCUAUUGUCGAUCCCUGGUGCCACGAACACAGCAAUAUGCGCGGGUCCGACUCUAGUAAGGUUAAGCAUGGCAUUAUGAGUGGUCUGAAACUGGCCACUCAUAUUUCAAUGGCAUCUGCGACAACGUCAUUCUACAAUAAGACUGGGCUUCAACCAGAUGAUAGCAGUGACGUUCCCGAGACUACUCGUAGUUUACUUGAGCAAAUCGUAUCAAUCGACGAUCUCCAAGAGAACGCUCGUCAUGCAAUGGGCCGAAAAGAUCAUCAAUCAAUGAAUCAAGACAAGUACUUAGAUAUCCUCUCCAAAUCCCUAGGCCACUUCCGAGACCUCAGAGGGUUGACUUUCUAUGCUGAGGAUCUACGAUCCAUUUGGUCAAACAAAGAAAUUCAACAAAUCUUUCGUCACCAGCGCUGGAGCGAGAUAGGUGGCUCAGGCUGGAACGACGCUCUCGUACCUCGGUCUGGCCACGCUCUCAACAACCUAAAUGAUCUGAUGGCUCACGAAGAGAUGGAAUACGUCCCGCGAGCGAUCAGCGAUAAACAACGCCAUUCGAGUGCCUACAUGUCUGUUGACCGUCUUUACCUUUGGGUGGUGAUGGAUGCACUCAAUCAAUACCAUGAACCUACCGCCAAGGAUGCCAGCAAGAUAGCGGCCCAAAACAACAACCCUUAUCGUAUACUCAAACCACUUGCCCAGAAGAAAGGCUGUAGAAUGAUUGCAGAGAGAAUAGGAUUACAAGAAGUGAUCAAGUUGGAUGAAUGGGAGCUCGUGGCCGAGUCCGAAUACGCAUAA
Messenger RNA from Rhizoctonia solani, 1872 nucleotides. RefSeq names its product batten disease protein CLN3. The record is from RefSeq and is a predicted model, not a curated record. Gene Ontology annotation, cellular component: membrane; vacuole. Gene Ontology annotation, biological process: regulation of intracellular pH. The transcript is spliced from 15 exons. Bases 1 to 1872 code for a protein of 623 amino acids. Lineage: Eukaryota; Fungi; Basidiomycota; Agaricomycetes; Cantharellales; Ceratobasidiaceae.